Messenger RNA from Vigna umbellata (rice bean), 1407 nucleotides. RefSeq names its product protein NRT1/ PTR FAMILY 5.5-like. Gene Ontology annotation, cellular component: membrane. NCBI's taxonomy places the organism in Eukaryota, Viridiplantae, Streptophyta, Magnoliopsida, Fabales, Fabaceae. The record is from RefSeq and is a predicted model, not a curated record. Gene Ontology annotation, molecular function: transmembrane transporter activity. Gene Ontology annotation, biological process: transmembrane transport.
AAAACCAUCCAAAAGCCUUCUUCGAUUAACUUCCCUUGUUGUUUCAAAGAAGAGAAGAACUUUUCAGAAGUGCUUUUGCUUCUUCCCUUACUCCCCAACGCCGUUUGCAGAAGUUCGCAUCGAAUUCUAUGCUUCCGUAAUUAAAUUGGUUUAACUGAGCGUUUUGCUUUUUAUCAAACAUCAUCAUGGUGCGGCAAGAAAACUCGUCUGCUUUUGUGAAGAAAUUUUUGUCAGUAAAAGCUCGAAUUCGUUAUGUAAUCCUCCGCGAUGAGGCCCUUACUUUCAUUGCUGUAUUGGUUGUAAGUUACACAUUUAUGGAGAUCGCGGUGUUGGCAAUAAUGAUGGAUUAUCUCACCAAUGCACUUGAAGUGCAGAAUCAACGGAUAGCUGCUAUUGUCACAAAUCUGCAAGAUGCUUUAUCAUCUCUCUUUUUUGUUGUUGUUUCUCUGAUAUCGCAAACAUAUACAGGUUCUUUCACUAUGAUCACAUUUUGCGCUGCAGCUUCCAUCGAGGGUUUAAUGCUAUUAUGGACAUCUACAUCACCUGACCCUUCAGCGUUUGGUGCGGUGUAUGCCGCCAUAGUCUUCCUUGGAAUGGGAAAAAGUGGUCAAAAGCUUUCAGAAAGUUUCCUUGAGUAUCAGUUGGAAGAGAAAAUUAAACCAAAGAAACAAGGCGAAAAAGAUGGAAGCACACAAGACAGAAAUAAGAGAAGCCUCGGCCAUACAAUUUAUAUUAGUAUCUGGUUGUUCGUUCCACUGGUGGUUGGAUAUAUCAUAACAGUUUGUCUUGUCUUCAUCUUCUAUGAUGCAACAUACGCGGACCUAUUUAGAUUUUCUGCACUUCUCAUGGGAGCGACUCAUCUGUUGUUCCUCAUCGGUUCUUUGGGGUAUAGCCGCCAAGAAUUACCCGUUGAAAGCGAUCUAGGCAAGAUCCAUAGAAUCUUCAGCACAGCUUUUGGAAAACUGAGUUCAAAAUAUCCAACCUCAUCGAAUUCUUAUUACUGGAAGGGCUACAAGAAGCAACACACGUAUAAUCGUGGUGAAGGAGUAAGGUUAUUGCCACAAGUUCCUCGGUUAUUCAGGUGGUUGGACAAAGCGGCCAUUGUUAAAGCAGAAGAAGAAGAAGAAGAAGAUUCAAGACAUCGUACAGAGAGUCUUGAGACGCAAGAAAAGAGAAAGAAGAUUUGCACUGUGAAGGACGUGAGAGAUGUUAAAAGUCUUGUUCAUAUGAUUUACCUUGGCCUUACCAUCUUUCCCUAUAGUUUACUCAUUGCCUCUGGGACCACUUUCUUUGUUGCCCAAGCAAGUGCGUUGGUGUUAUAAUAUAUUAUUAUUAUAUUGCAAAAUAUGAAAACGUUGGCAACGUUAAGAUUCUUUCAUAAUUGCCAACGGAAAUUUUUUUUUUUAA